Protopolystoma xenopodis is the source of this 240-nucleotide messenger RNA. The record is from the annotation of a GenBank genome assembly. Lineage: Eukaryota; Metazoa; Platyhelminthes; Monogenea; Polystomatidea; Polystomatidae.
AUGGUAAGUGAGCCAUUUGCGUAUAUGGCAACUAGGCCGGGCCCUGCCGAACAGGGGCCAUACAAACAGCACAACAUAGAGUCCUUUCUUCACAUGAUAAGUAUCUCUUGUCGACACAGAAACAAAGCAGGCCUUGACUACAUGAGUACCGAGGCUAUAGGAAAGCCUCAGUUCAAGGAGUAUCCAGUGGCUUGUCAACAAGAAGGCGUUUUGGGGGCCGAGUUGAAGAUGCCCGAUUAA